Phasianus colchicus (ring-necked pheasant) is the source of this 864-nucleotide messenger RNA. The record is from RefSeq and is a predicted model, not a curated record. NCBI's taxonomy places the organism in Eukaryota, Metazoa, Chordata, Aves, Galliformes, Phasianidae.
AUGCAGGCCGUGCUGACGGUCGCCCGCGGAGUUUGGGGAUGUCGGCGUCCGGGGCUCCUUGGUGCCCGGCGGGCUCGGGGUGAGCUCCGAGCGCUGCUCACGUCCUCACUUCCCCAUCCUUCCCGUUCUUCCCGCAGCGCCGGCCUAGGCCGCGGCGUGCACGCAGGCGUGCGGAGGCUGCAGGAGCUGGCGGAGAAAGGGGCCGAGAGCCUGAGCGGCACCGAGCUGAGCCCCUUAAUCCUGCAGAGGAACUCCAUGAGGUGGGACGGAAAGACGUAUGAAGAGAUCCCGAUAGCUCACAUCAAAGCCACGUACAACAAUACCCACAUCCAAGUGGUCAGCUUUGACAACAGGCCGUUUGCCCGUACAUCCUGUGGCACUGAAGGCUUCCAGAAUGCCAAGAAGGCAACUGCCAUUGCGGCACAGACAGCUGGCAUAGCGGCAGCAGCGAAAGCACGCGGAAAGGGUGUGCUGCAUGUACGAGUCAUGGUGAAAGGACUGGGGCCAGGACGCAAAGCUGCCAUCAAGGGGCUGACUAUGGGAGGUUUGGAGGUCAUCUCCAUCACCGACAACACCCCAGUUCCACACAACGGCUGCCGCCCACGGAAAGCCAGGCGGAUGUGAGAAGGGAAUGGAAGAGACACUGCAUUCAAUAUUAGCUCAUAUAACAGGGACUGGGUUGUGUCACAUUCUGAAAAGCCAUCCUCCCUGGAAUUUCUUGAUGAGAGAAGGUUUAAGAAGACCCCUUAGAAGCCCAAGGGGUAGAAGAAGCUGGUGGUAAAUGCAGGAAUACAUGUAAUUCCUUAGUGGGAAGCCUCUUGUGUGUAAAGUUUGUUGAUUAAAAUGUUGGUCUUUUGACAGUCA